Strongyloides ratti is the source of this 1185-nucleotide messenger RNA. RefSeq names its product Beta-ureidopropionase. The transcript has a single exon. NCBI's taxonomy places the organism in Eukaryota, Metazoa, Nematoda, Chromadorea, Rhabditida, Strongyloididae. Bases 1 to 1185 code for a protein of 394 amino acids. Gene Ontology annotation, molecular function: beta-ureidopropionase activity. The record is from RefSeq and is a predicted model, not a curated record.
AUGAAUUCUACAUCAAAAACUAGCAUUGAAUACCUUCAAGAACAAAGUUCAGGAUUAGAAGACAUACUUGAGAGAAAUUUGAGUGGUAAUGAUUUAGAUGAAGCUUGGAGAUUAAUUUAUGGAAGUAAAAGUAUUAAAUUAAAUUUUACUGAAGAUAUUAUAAGGUCUUGUGACGAAAACAAUAUUGAAAUUAAAGGAUAUCAAAUUAAGGCAGAAAAUGAACAACUUCGAUUACCUAGAAAUGUUAAAGUUGCAGCUAUUCAAAAUGCUAUUGUUGAACCAACAACUGCUCCUAUAGCUGUACAAAGAGAAGCUCUUCAUAAUAGAGUAGGUUUAAUGAUUGAAUUAGCAGCACAAGCAGGUGCAAAUAUAGUUGGUCUUCAAGAGGCAUGGACAAUGCCUUUUGCUUUUUGUACACGUGAAAGACUUCCAUGGACAGAAUUUGCUGAAUCAGCUGAAGAUGGUCCAACAACUAAAUUUUUAAGUAAUAUUGCUAGAAAAUAUGGUAUUGUAAUUAUUAGUCCAAUUCUUGAAAGAGAAGAAUCUAAGGAUGAUGUUAUUUGGAAUACAGCUGUAGUAAUUUCUCAUACAGGAAAUAUUAUUGGAAAAAGUAGAAAAAAUCAUAUACCAAGAGUUGGAGAUUUUAAUGAAAGUACAUAUUAUAUGGAAUCUGAAUUAGGGCAUCCAGUCUUUGAAACAAAAUAUGGUUUAAUUGGAAUUAAUAUUUGCUAUGGUAGACAUCAUCCACAAAAUUGGAUGUCAUUUGCCUUAAACGGUGCUGAAAUAAUUUUUAAUCCAUCUGCAACUAUUAAUGGAUUAAGUGAAGCAUUAUGGCCAAUUGAAGCUCGAAAUGCCGCAAUUGCUAAUCACUGUUUUACUGUAGCUAUAAACAGAGUUGGAACAGAAAUAUUUGAGCAUGCUUUUACAUCUGGUGAUGGUAAACCAGCUCAUAAUGAAUUUGGUCAUUUUUAUGGAACAUCAUACAUUUCUGCUCCAAAUGGAAUAAGAACACCAUCAUUAUCAAGAAACAAAGAAGGAAUUUUAAUAUGUGAAAUUGAUCUUAAUCUUUGCAGACAGGCCAAAGAUAAUUGGGGUUUUAAAAUGACACAAAGGCUUUCAUUAUAUGCAAAAGAAUUUACUGAUGCAGCUAAGCCGGAUUACAAAAGAAACAUUAUUCGAGAAUAA